This is a messenger RNA of Pecten maximus, 2156 nucleotides long. RefSeq names its product beta-1,3-galactosyltransferase brn-like. The transcript has 2 exons. Gene Ontology annotation, molecular function: hexosyltransferase activity; UDP-glycosyltransferase activity. Gene Ontology annotation, cellular component: membrane. The record is from RefSeq and is a predicted model, not a curated record. Lineage: Eukaryota; Metazoa; Mollusca; Bivalvia; Pectinida; Pectinidae. The coding region runs from base 841 to 1881 and encodes 346 amino acids.
CAAAAAAAAACUAGACAAUUAGAACACAUACUUCCUCAUACACACAAACACACAUUAUACAUUCACAGACAUUGCAUGCAUGUAAUUAUAUAAUUGUUAUUAAAACUAAUUUUAGAUAUUUAGAAGAUACUAUGAGCUGGUGGGCAUUAACAUAUACCAUAUACUUACACUGUGGUUCAAAAACAACAGAUACUAAGAGUACUAGUGUUAUUUUGGUGUUACAUAAUAACAGAUAGUGUGUAACGUUAAUGCCGAUAUGAAUCUCCAAUUACUUUGUCAAGCCAGUGAUGGGUAAUGGGCCGAUUGGCUUUGUCUAUUGAUGGCAGAUUAUAAGAAGUGCUUAUGCACACAUAUACUGGACACAUACGUUGUCUACACAUACACGAGCGUCUUUUAUAAUUAGUAUAUCACUACAAUAGCGUUGUCCACAUAUCAGAGCGAGCUUGGUCCACGAUCUCUCUGUUGUCAUUACACAAGGCCUUAGUUUAUGUGACAUGUACGCGAAGAAAUGACGAGACGCAUGCCCUUUUUAUACAUCACCGAUACGGCCAGAGUACCACGCGUUCCUCUUUGAAGCGAUGUUAGCUUUGCUGGCCGUACGCAAAGGACCUCCGAUACAUCAACGACUGAGUGGUCGCUUAUAACUCGACAUAAAGCAUGCACCAUAUGAUUGGUCACAUUCAAAUCUUAUCCACAUACUGAGGACCAGGAAGGAAAUGAUUAGGAGUUGAGCAAUGACAGCCUCUGAUUAACGUGUUUAGUGAUAUAAGUGGUAUCCGUGGAUAUUUCAUGGCGAAACUUCAAGAGUGAUUGGAUUGUCGCCUGGGUGAGCCGGUCAUUAUGAAAUGUUACAGGAUAUCUCGGGUAAAAAACAGUGUUCUUGUGUUUUGUGUCACGUGUUUACUGUUUAUUUCCAUUCAUGACUUUUUACAACAGCAUACUGGACCAGACCGAUAUGAUGAUAUCACAACUUUUCCAAAAUAUAACUUCGGAUUUUUCUUCCCGUUAGAAAUAGAUCUCCGUAAAAUUGUAGAAGAUAAGAUUGUGAAUGAUACGGAACCGGAUUACUCUCCGAUAAACAAACAUCCGUUCAGAUACAUCCACCGUCCAUCAACAUGUUCCUUCAAUACAAAACAAAGUUUAGGAUUUGAUAUGUCUCCAAACCUGUUAGUUCUAGUCAAAUCCGCCGUCAAAAACGACCGUCUGAGAAUGACUAUACGGAUGUCCUGGGGUAGGACUAAACGACGUAAUGUCAAAAUUGUGUUUCUGGUCGCUGAUUCUCCUCAGACGUCCCAGUUCAUCUCUCUCGAGUCACAAACGUACCAGGACAUCGUGCAGGAGGACUUCAUUGACAAUUACAGCAACAACACAUUAAAGACCAUAAUGGGAUAUAGUUGGGCAGUGAAGUAUUGUUCUAAAGCAGACUUCUUUUUAUUUGUGGACGACGACCAUUUCGUGAACAUACCCAAAGUGCUUCUAUACAUUAAAUCUAUUCCAGAAAACGAACGAAAAACAGUGUUUUAUGGAAAGAAAGUAGUCAGUGCGGUUCCAAGUAGAGCCGAUUCCAAAUGGGCGAUAUCUAAGAUCCACUUCCCCUUCCAUUUGUUUCCGUCAUAUCUAGGAGGUGGUGCUUAUCUUACUUCAUACAGUUGUGCUCUCCGUUUCUACCAUGCUUUUCCAUAUGUUGAUUUCUUUUGGAUAGACGAUGUUUAUUUAGGCAUAGUCGCCCAUAAACUCAACAUCACUGCAAAGCACGUGAAACAGUUUAUCACCAACGAAGAAAACCCAUCCUUAGACAGAGGGUUCUUCUCGCAUUUCAACAACCACAACGCAGAAGACAUGAUAAAAGCAUGGCAACGUGCACAAGACAAAUAUGUGUGACCAGGCAAUGUACACAUUUAAAUGCACACCUACUGUUUAUUUAAAUAUAUUUUUACUUUCAUACUUUACUCAUACUUUACACAAUACGUUUUCUCUAAAUAUGUUUGAUCUGAUUUUUGACAAACCAAUAAUUCAUUUGGGUAUUGUUGGUUAACGCCAUGUUGUAUACAAGUCUUUCUACCACAAUACACUGUGUUAUUCAACUCUCAGACCAUCAGUUAAUCAUUACAGCUGUUGAUUAACAAUCUGUUUAUACCACACGUGGUAUAACCACA